CCCGUUCCAGCAUCCCUCGCCUGUACAUGAUCUCCCAGCAUAUCACCUGCUUGGUGCUUACUCGUGUCACCCUUAGCAUUGCAUCAACACAAGCUGGGAGGUGUUGCUUCCAUUGUCGUCGUUGGCAACAUUUUCAACGGCUCAAAAGAACCUCCAUGAGAUACCUGAAGUCCCAAGUUCGCUGCCACAUUUUUUUCAACAGAACAGAAGAUAGAAAUCCGCAAUGGCUUUCCACCUCUGUAGCUAACAAUCUCGUCAUCUUACGCCUAAACUACUGCACCACUCUCACAAACUAAGGAGACCUGUCUAUGCCACUAAGCUCUAAACUUGUGUCUACACACUGAUAGGAGCUUUAGAUAUGUGGUUAAAAGACACACAACCCUUCCAGAUGUCAACUCUCCUUCCCCAUAUCAUGGCGUGAGGAAACAAAAGACGAGGGAAAAAAAAAGGGGCGAUCCGGGAUUUGAACCCGGGACCUCGUAUAUUCACAACAAAUGUGAGGGUUUUCCCACCCGAAACACGAAUCAUACCUCUAGACCAAUCGCCCGAUUCAAGGAAUGCCAAUGUCGAGUUUUCCAAGGUGUGGGGGAAGAUAAACGAAGAAGGGUGCCCGAAAAUUGGCCUUCAAAAAAAGAAAAGAAAAAAAAGAAAACGUACAACA
Molecule: messenger RNA, 661 nt
Organism: Phialemonium atrogriseum
Lineage: Eukaryota; Fungi; Ascomycota; Sordariomycetes; Cephalothecales; Cephalothecaceae
Exons: 1
Coding region: 27-296 (89 amino acids)
Source: RefSeq, a predicted model, not a curated record